This is a messenger RNA of Ictalurus furcatus (blue catfish), 1889 nucleotides long. RefSeq names its product transmembrane BAX inhibitor motif containing 1a (gene tmbim1a). Gene Ontology annotation, cellular component: endoplasmic reticulum; membrane; Golgi apparatus. Bases 300 to 1319 code for a protein of 339 amino acids. NCBI's taxonomy places the organism in Eukaryota, Metazoa, Chordata, Actinopteri, Siluriformes, Ictaluridae. The transcript has 12 exons. The record is from RefSeq and is a predicted model, not a curated record. Gene Ontology annotation, biological process: negative regulation of apoptotic signaling pathway.
ACGACACCAAGCUGGGAAAAAUACGCAGCUGGGGUGUGUCAGACUACACCCCUAUUUAUGUCAGAGAGCGAGAGAAAUGACUACACACACUGAGUGUGAGAGAGAGAGAGAGAGAGAGAGAGAGACGAGAAACGUCAUCGCCUUGCAAACAAGGAAGUGCGUGUUUAAAAGUAAGAUUUCCAGUUGCCUUAGUAUAAAGUGAGUGUAUUAUUUUUCUCUGGACGUAAACAAGGAAGAAGCUACGCCUGGAGUUGGUUUUAGUGGAUCUACAGGAGUGUUGGUGGAAUCUCUGAGUUGGCAUGUCCAGAUCAGACUUCCCGCCGGGCUAUGAUGAGUCGCGGCUGAUUUCAGAUCCUCAAGCUGGGGGUGUACAGCCUUCCGCACCCCCUCCAGCCUACGAUUACUCUCCGUAUGGCGGUCAACCACAGCCUGGACCCUACCCUGGAGCUCCCUACUCCCAGCCAUUUGCUCCUUACCCUGGGCAGCCUGGAAUGUACCCCUCGCAGCCAGGACUACCCGGUCAAGGGUAUCCACCACAUCCAGGACAUCCCGGUCAAGGAUACCCACCACCAAUGCCGCCGAUAAUCCCACCAACGAUACCCAUCUCUGACUCAGGUGAUGAUGGCUUCACCACGACGUCAGGAUGGGAGAGUGUGAACGUGCGACAUGCUUUCAUUCGCAAAGUGUACCUGAUCCUUGCAGCUCAGCUCCUCGUCACAGUCAGCAUCGUGGCUGUUUUCACUUUUGUAAAACCUGUGCAGAAUUUUGUGGUGAAAAAUCCAGCACUCUACUGGGCUUCAUAUGCCGUGUACAUCAUCACACACCUUGUGUUGGUCUGCUGUAAGGGACCCAGGAGGCGUUACCCUUGGAACCUUAUCCUGCUCGCCAUAUUUACUCUGGCUUUGUCCUAUAUGACCGGGACGAUAUCAAGUUAUUAUAACACCAAGUCGGUUUUCCUGGCGCUGGGUAUCACCGUAAUCGUCUGCAUCGCUGUGACGGUCUUCUGCUUCCAGACAAAGGUGGAUUUCACCAAAUGCGGAGGUCUUUUCUGCGUCCUGGGAAUUGUUGUCUUCGUGACUGGAAUCAUCACCGCAAUCGUACUGUCAUUUAAAUAUAUCCCGUGGCUUCAUAUGGUGUAUGCUUCUAUUGGAGCAAUUGUGUUCACGCUGUUCCUGGCCUAUCACACGCAACUUCUUAUCGGGAACAGGAAGCACUCGAUAAAUCCGGAGGAGUACGUGUUCGCCGCUCUCUCCAUCUAUGUCGACGUCAUUCAGAUUUUCCUUUUCCUCCUGCAAAUCAUCGGAGCUGCUCAAAGAUAGGAGUGGCCUUUGAACUUCUCGUGUCCAACGCAGUUACAAUCAUGAUGUGUUUGCUGAAUAUUUUGAGAGGAAAAAAGAACAUUGUAUCAGAUAGUAGACAUUAGUAUGAUUUAAAAUUCUUCUAACAUCAGGACAGAAGGGGUUUAAUAAAAGAGCUGAUUCUUUUGUGCUGAAUUUAGGAUGCUGGUUUACUCCAUAAACACCUUCUUAAUCUUUAUAUUAAGUUGAGCUGGAAAUCUAUUUUAUACACACUGUAUUCAUUAUGUUUUGAUAUGAGCGGGAAUUUUAUUUGUACUAAUAAUGAAUUCAAGUCGAUACGUCUAUUUUGUGCAAGUUUAACAUUUUGGACUUUUUUUUAUGAUUAAUAAAAAUAAUAUAGUUUAAUCAAGAUGCCUGAACAAAAAAGUCACUGAAGUGGAAGAUUUCUAUUAAAAUGAAUCAUAUUAAUAAUUUCAUUAUAGUGAGAUUCAGAAAUAUUGGCACCCUUAAUAAGUCACUACAAAAAACAAAUAACCUACAAGUUAAUUCAGAUGCUAUUUCAAACUGCUAUAUAAAUAUAUCUAUAACAUA